AUGGAUCUCGAUGCACCAUUUGAGAAAAUAAAUGUUCAUGUACGAGGUGGCAGUAUUAUUCCGAUGCAAGUGCCCGGUCCAAAUCUGAUGAUCGGUCGUGGCAAUCCGUUUACAUUACUUGUCGCUCAAUCUGCAUCGAACAAUGCCACUGGAAAUCUAUUCUGGGACGAUGGUGAUUCAAUAGGUGAACAACGACAAUCAUCUCGAUUAGAUUGGGCUGAAUCGUCAUGUACAAGAUGGAUACAGAUACCACUAUUGUCAUGGAUAACGCCUAUUCUCUCCUUAGGUAAUAAACACACACUUGUGGAGAACGAUCUUAACGAUCUUGCUGUGAACGAUAAAUGUUCAGUCUUGUUACAUAGAGUGAAUCAUGAUCGUUCUCAAUGGCAAGGUACAUGGCAUGUAUACAUGCGAACAUUCUAUAAGGAUUUUAUAAUGAGCAUAUUGCUUGUUUUUCCACUUAUUAUGGCUCAUAUUGCACAGCCAUUACUUAUUCGUCAAAUUAUUCUCUAUAUAAAGGGUCAAUCUGGGUUACCAGUUUACGUAGGUUAUCUAUUUGCUGUUGGUCUUUGCAUUUCUGCAAUUUUACAAGCCAUUAUUCAUCAACAAAUUCUCUUUCGAAAUAGUCGCAUGGGUAUGCGUGUUCGCAAUACAUUAUCAUCUGCUAUCUAUAGGCACUUGUUAACCAUCAAUACUGCAGCUCUUCACAAGACUACUGCUGCUCAAAUGGUCAAUUUAGUAGCAAAUGAUGCCGGUAAAUUUGAAGAAUUAAGCAUAUUCGUACAUACUUUAGUGCUAGCACUUUUGGAAGCUCUUGGAACGUUUGCUUUCGUUUGGUGGUACAUUGGUUUACCGACAGUAUUUGGCUAUGCCGUACUGCUUUUAUUAGUACCUAUACAGUUUAUUUUCAGUAGAAAAUUCAGCCAAUAUCGAAAGACCACCAUGGCAUGUACAGACAAGCGUGUGCAAAUGAUCAAUGAACUUGUAAAUGGAUGUCAAAUUAUUAAAAUGUACAAUUGGGAAAAAGCCAUGGAACAACGAGUACGUGAAGCACGUCGUCGUGAACUUUUGAAUAUUUACAAAGCGAGUUGUUUGAGAGCUCUCAAUACUGCUCUCUCCUUCGCAGCGUUACCUUUGAUUUCUCUUGCUACAUUCGGUGGUAGUUGGCUAAUGGGCCGAACUUUACUUCCAGAAAACAUAUUCACAACAUUAGCCUUCUUCGUCAUGGUCCGAGUUCCAGUAACAGUUGGAAUGCCGCAAGCCAUCGAAAAAUUUAGUGAAGCUCGUGUGUCUGCAAGACGAAUUGAUCAAUUUAUGCAACUCAAUAUAUUGUCGAAUAAACGUGAAAAAAUGGAAAACGAAAACGAAGAUUAUGCAAUCAUCAUGGAAGAUGCAUCAUUUUCUUGGAACGAUACUCCUUCAUUGAUCGCUGUCAAUCUAAAAAUCAGAAGUGGUAACUUGGUUGGCGUGAAAGGUGCCAUUGGUAGUGGCAAGUCAACCUUACUCGCUGCUAUUCUCAGUGAAAUCAAUCUUGUUAGUGGACAACUACGCCUAAAGGUAAAUUCAAUUUCAUAUGCUCCACAGUUAGCUUGGAUAUUUGCUGACACUAUUCGAGCUAAUAUUCUUCUUGGCAAAGCGAUGGAUGAAGAGCGUUACAAGAAUGUAAUAAAGGCAUGUUGCCUUGAUAUCGAUCUACAAAAUUUCGGUGAAAUCGGUGAUUUAUUGAUGAUUGGUGACAAAGGUGUCAAUUUGAGUGGAGGACAAAGAGCUCGAAUAUCGCUUGCUCGUGCUCUAUACACGGAUGCUGACUUAUAUUUACUCGACGAUCCACUUGCUGCCGUUGAUCCAAAGGUAGCAAAGAACAUUUUUGAUCAAUGCAUUGGUCCUCGUGGUCUCCUUCAUGAAAAGACUCGAAUAUUAGUUACACACCAGACACAUUUUUUAGUUGAAAUAGAUCAAAUGCUUCUCAUGACCAAUGGUCACAUCGAAGAAUUACCGAUUGGACAAGGGUCUGCAAUAGACCCAUCGAAUGAUAUAUCAGAAAUAGAGUCAUCAAACGACAACGAAACAGAGUGGCAAUUUAACACUGCUGUAACUGAUAUGAAUUCGAUUGUCAAGAGUGAGAUAUCAUCUGACGGUGCCAUCAAGUGCAGUAUUUGGCUAAAACUGUUUACUUCACCACCUUUACGAUGGUUUGGUUUUGUUUUGAUGAUUAUUUUUAUGCUUGUUAAUGAAGCUUCGUACGAUUUUGCUAAUGUUUGGCUUGCUCUGUGGUCUGGUAAAAAUGAAAAAGAACAACGGUCAUUGUUUUAUGCUUAUGUCUAUGCUGGAGUUAUAUGUUUUACAUUGAUCGUUGCAGUAAUACGUGCAGGCUAUAUUUUCUAUAUUAUGUUGCGCGGUUCGACCUAUUUUCACAAUCGAAUGCUCAAAGGUAUGCUGUAUACUUCGUUACGGUUCUUUGAAAGUAAUCCAAGUGGACGAAUAUUGAAUCGAGCAAGUAAAGAUCAACAAGUAUUAGAUCAAGCGUUACCUCUAGCUUUAGUUGAUAUGAUGCAAUAUUUACUAAUGACGUUUGGUUCUAUCGCAAUCAUUGGAAAGAAUAACCCAUGGGUACUUUUAAUUCUCAUUCCUUUAAUUCCUACAGUCUUAUGGCUCCGUCGAUUUUACAUGUGUUCAAGUAGACAACUUAAACGACUAGAAAGUGUAACGCGUAGUCCUGUUUAUGCAUUGUUCUCAUCAUCAUUAGAUGGACUCACUAGUAUUCGUGCGUUUAAUGUUCAAGAACAAUUUUUAAAUAUGUUUAUCGAACGAAUCGAUACCAAUUCAAGAGCUUACUUCUUACUCUUUGCCACUGCACGUUGGUUCGGUUUACGACUCGACAUUGUGGCAUCCUUACUCACAUUGAUUACUGCUCUUCUUGCAGUAGUUUUGCGCCAUCAAAUCGAUCCAUCGGCGGCAGCACUUAGUAUCAGUUAUUGUAUUACUUUAACAGGUCUCUUUCAAUGGGCUAUACGACAAUCAACCGAAGCUGAAAAUUUCAUGACUAGUGCAGAACGUAUUCAUGAAUAUGGUCAACUAGUACCAGAGAGCCACCAGAACACUAACGAGAGUAAUGUUCUCAUUCAACCAGCAAAGGAUUGGCCUUCUCGUGGUGUUAUCGAAUUUAAGGACUACACUUUUCGCUAUCGGCCAGAGCUCGAUCCUGUACUCAAAAAUCUUAAUUUACUAAUUAAAUCAAAGGAAAAAAUUGGCAUUAUUGGUCGGACAGGCGCAGGAAAGUCAUCACUUCUUCACGCUCUCUUUCGACUUGUCGAUCAGUCAGCAAUCAACGGCACCAUACUCAUUGACGAUAUCGAUAUUGGACGACUUUCGCUCGAUCAUCUUCGUUCUCAUCUAAGUGUUAUUCCACAAGUACCCAUACUCUUCUCUGGUACACUUCGAUAUAAUAUUGAUCCAUUUCACCAAUUCUCAGAUGAAGAAUGUCUUACAGCACUUGAAGCUGUUCAACUCAAACAAUUGGUGCGCAACCAUCCUGAUGGACUUCAUUUGUUAGUGGCUGAAUCUGGUACGAAUUUGAGUGCUGGUGAACGCCAGCUGAUUUGUGUAGCUCGAGCCAUUCUAAAGAAGAGUCACAUAUUGCUGAUUGAUGAGGCUACAGCAAAUGUUGACCAUGCUACCGAUAUGUUGAUUCAAGAGGUGAUUGCUGACAAGUUUCGUGAUCGCACCAUAUUGACGAUUGCACAUCGGUUUAAUACAGUUGAAAAUAGUGAUCGUAUUAUUAUGUUACAACAGGGAGAGAUGGCCUACUUCGAAGUGCCUACUAAUAUUAAUCUAAAUUAA
Rotaria sp. Silwood1 is the source of this 3840-nucleotide messenger RNA. The record is from the annotation of a GenBank genome assembly. NCBI's taxonomy places the organism in Eukaryota, Metazoa, Rotifera, Eurotatoria, Philodinida, Philodinidae.